Lacerta agilis (Sand lizard) is the source of this 1199-nucleotide messenger RNA. RefSeq names its product sulfotransferase 1C2-like. The transcript is spliced from 8 exons. The record is from RefSeq and is a predicted model, not a curated record. Gene Ontology annotation, molecular function: sulfotransferase activity. Gene Ontology annotation, cellular component: cytoplasm. Gene Ontology annotation, biological process: sulfation. Bases 167 to 1069 code for a protein of 300 amino acids. NCBI's taxonomy places the organism in Eukaryota, Metazoa, Chordata, Lepidosauria, Squamata, Lacertidae.
GAGAAGCUUUUAUAAUCCACCUCUUCUGGGAGGGACCUUCCAAGCUUUUCAACUACGAACCAAUCAGACCCGGUUUCCUUUCCAGUUGUGGCUGCUGCAGGGAAAGAGCUAACAGGGAAGUCUCUGAAGCUCAACAUCAACUCUGCAAGGACGAAAGCAGAGAGCAAUGCCUACAGGACAAGGGAAGGAUGCCCAACCAGAGGGCCGCCCAGAGCUGGGCGAAGUGGACGGGAUUCCCCUGGCAAAGGCUACUUGUCAGGAAUGGGGCCGGAUCCAGAACUUCCAGGCAAAGCCAGAUGACCUGCUCAUUUGUACAUAUCCCAAAGCAGGUACCACCUGGAUACAAGAGAUAGUGGAUAUGAUCCAACAAGAAGGUGACCUGGAGAAAUGCCAGCGGGCCCCUGUGCAUCAUCGCCACCCAUUCAUUGAGUGGGCACGGCCACCCCAGCCCUCAGGGGUUGAUCAAGCAAACGCGAUGCCUUCUCCACGGACUCUGAAAACCCAUCUCCCCGUGCAGUUGCUCCCUCGGUCCUUUUGGGAGCAGAACUGCAAGUUCCUUUACGUGGCAAGGAAUGCCAAGGACUGCAUGGUGUCCUAUUUCCAUUUCCAAAGGAUGAGCAAGGUGGUACCUGCCCCCGGAACAUGGCAGGAAUAUUUUGAGACUUUCAUGGCAGGCAAAGUGGGCUGGGGCCCGUGGUACGAUCACGUGAAAGGCUGGUGGAAGGCAAAAGACACGCACCGUGUGCUCUACCUCUUCUAUGAAGACAUAAAAAAGGACCCAAAGCGUGAGAUCCAGAAGGUGAUGCAAUUCAUAGGGAAGCAACUGGAUGAGGCGACGGUGGACAAGAUUGUCCGCCAUACUUCCUUCGAAGUCAUGAAGGACAACCCCAUGGCUAACCGGGCUGGUGUGCCCCUCUCGGUCAUGGACCUGUCCAUUUCCCCAUUCAUGAGGAAAGGGACAGUUGGGGACUGGAAGAAUCACUUCACGGUGGCUCAGAAUGAGUGGUUCAAUGAAGACUACCAAAGAAAGAUGGCUGAUACUACCCUGACAUUCACCAUGGAGCUCUGAGAGCCAAAAGUCCAAUGUCAGAAUCCCUUAAGAGGAUUCCCUGAAAAGCGAAGGCUCACCUCAGCCAAUGUCCUCAGGGGGUUUGCCUUUUCCAGCAGCACUAAUAAAGAAAAAGUGUUUUAUAAUUUCA